GAUGCAGGCGGGGCGGAGGUGCCAGUAUGGCUUUCGGCCGGAUUCUCUCUCUUAGAUCACCAUACGCUGCGCUUUCUCAUCCAUAUCGCACCGCUCAACCGUUCCUACGACCUCUCCUUACACAGCGCGCCAUGGCAACCCUUGAGAUCUCCAAAGACCACGAGAAGCUGACCGUCAAAGAUCACAAGCAGUACGAGACACCUGACCACCUCACGCCUUCGAACGUGAACCCGUCUCCCAUCCAACAAUUCCACACUUGGUUUGAAGAUGUCUGCAAGGCCGGUGUGCGCGAGCCCGAGGCAGUCUCGCUCUCCACUUCGACUGCCUCUGGCAUCCCGUCUUCCCGCAUGGUUCUGUUCAAGCAGCUAGACGCACACGGAUUCGUGUUCUACACCAACUACACUUCUCGCAAGUCUAGGGAGCUGCUCGAAAACCCAAAUGCUGCCCUUCUAUUUUACUGGCGCGAAGUGUCCCGCCAAGUACGAGUACUCGGCAAGGUUGAAAAGCUCACCAAGGAAGAGAGCGAGGAGUACUUCAAGAGUAGGCCUGUGGGCAGUAGGUUAGGUGCCUGGGCUAGUCACCAGAGCUCUGUGGUCCAGGAGGGAGAGCUUCACGAAAAGUUGUCCGAGAUGCAGCAGAAGUUUGGGAUAGGUGAGGGCGCGAAGGAAGGUGAUGUCCCUCUGCCUGAGUUCUGGGGUGGAUGGAGAGUAAUCCCUAGUGAAGUGGAGUUUUGGCUUGGAAAGCCAUCGAGAUUACACGACCGCGUUCGUUAUUUGCGCAAGGAUGGAUCGACAGAUCACCCUACAUGGCGAAUUGAGCGUCUGGCACCCUGAUAAUCAGGGAGUUACCAGCCACAGUUGGCUCGAACCCAUGUAGAUAGAUGAGUUCAUAUCUAGCUAUGCUAGACCCACACUUACUAGCCUUCGUCAUACUGUUCCAUGUAUCAUUGUACACUCAAUUAUCUUCCGCACAGAACUGAAGGACAGGCUAACGACUCAGAACGACAUCAUCAACCAGGCC
Messenger RNA from Coniophora puteana RWD-64-598 SS2, 1020 nucleotides. RefSeq names its product pyridoxamine 5'-phosphate oxidase. Bases 27 to 833 code for a protein of 268 amino acids. The transcript is spliced from 2 exons. Gene Ontology annotation, molecular function: pyridoxamine phosphate oxidase activity; FMN binding. Gene Ontology annotation, biological process: pyridoxine biosynthetic process. Lineage: Eukaryota; Fungi; Basidiomycota; Agaricomycetes; Boletales; Coniophoraceae. The record is from RefSeq and is a predicted model, not a curated record.